GCCAUACCCAAAGAUCCCGACGUUGGCCGCCGGCCGCGGGUGUCGGAGCCGCCAUGCUUUGUACUCGGUACUCGUCGAGCUGCCUUCUUCGGCUUCACAGGUCGCACAGGCGGCCGAGCCAUCGGCCAGCCUGGGGACGGGCUGCGGCAAGAAGCUCCAGCAGCAACCCCUGGUGGAACGAGGAGCUUGAGAGGCGACAGAAGAGACCCUUGCGACCCUUGCAGCCCACGCAGGCACCGCGGGAGGCGACCCCAAGUACGUGGCCGACCCAAGACCGUGGCUCCGAACGGCAGGACUGGCAAGAGAGUGCCAGCAGUUUGCAGCUCUUCGCCUAUCCCGAGGAUCGUCGCAUCCCUUGGGCCUCCCUGUCACUGCUGGUGACCUCAGCUUGUGCCACCUUGGCUGCUGCAGGACUCUGGCAACAGGUGCUGGGCUCAAGCUCUAUGGAGGAGCUCGAAGAGCGUCUGGAGCGCUUCACAAACACUCUGAAGGCUUGCUCGGCCAAGUGGCCACUGCAGGUCCACGAGCUCCACGGGCUUCUCUUGGCCUCGCUGCUGCGCGCCGGCGAGCUGCCGAACCGUGCGCUGAGUGAUUUGGCGCUCCUGCUCUUUGGGGGUACGUUGCUUGAACGUCUCUAUGGUGCACCCUUCAUGUUGCUUUUCUUGGGUGUCAGCACGAUGCUGAGCAACGCGAUGGCCAUGGCCAUCCAGCAGCGCUUUGUGGAAGGCGUGGAAGGUUUGAGCUCCACGAGUGGCGGAUUAGUGGCCCUGGGCACCUUCUGCGCUUUGCGACAUCCACGCUGGGCGAUCUGGCCAGGUGUUCCGAUCCCUGUUUCCUGGCUCAUGGCGCCCGUGGUGGUGGCUGACCUCUCUUUGGCCUGGGCAUAUCGUCAAGAGUUAAAGGCCUUCGAGUCAGCACAGGCAGGUGAUGCCCAUGCUCGUGAUGAUCACGCAGGCGCCGAGCGUGCAAUGGCUCUAGCUGCAUGCAUCGCUCUCGAGGCACAGGCUCGGGCGGAGUGCCGCCCGGUCUGGGAAGAGCUGCGGGAGCGGCGGGAAGAGUUGGAACUGGCAGCUGAAGAGGAUGUCCUACCACCCGAGGCUACACUUUGGGCUGAUCUUUCGGGCAUCUUAAUUGGGACAACAACUGUAAUUAUGUUAUCAUUAUUGAAAUAAAAA
Molecule: messenger RNA, 1175 nt
Organism: Durusdinium trenchii
Lineage: Eukaryota; Dinophyceae; Suessiales; Symbiodiniaceae
Source: the annotation of a GenBank genome assembly